CAGGUUGGCAGCGUGGUUGCCCCAAUUGGCUUCAGCAGGAUCCAGCGCAGCCCAAGGGGGCGCCGUCCGUUAUCAUUGUGGCUGCAGCAAGGGACGCCCAUGAUUUAUUUGGCGAGUAUGCGGUCUGAUUGGUGUGUACGCUAUCUGUUCAGGAGGGCAACAUGGCUAUGACCUCUGACGCUGCGGAGCCUGAGUUAUACGAAGAGCCUGCACUCCGAAUCAACAUUGUCAAGGAUGUCCCUUGUAUUUGCGAGGUUCGGCGUUCUUCUGCCAAGGGGAGAGGAUUGUACAUGACGCAAAGUGCCCAUCCAGGCGACGUGAUUUAUUCAGAGAAACCUGCUGUUGUCAUCCCCAAAGCAGGCGAUAACGAAAGUGGUUGCGAUCGAGCUAAACAGCCGAAGGACUCUUGGCGCAGCGCGGCUGCUCUGGCGACAGGCCCACAGCCUCAGCUGGAGGCCGUGAUGGCCUUCUUGGAGCCGUUGGACACGGAGCAUCCAGCUUAUGAAGUCUUUCGCGAUUCUUUGAAUGAGGGCGUGAUUUGGCUCCAAGAGGCAGGGGUAAGACUUGAUCCUGCCUCACUUAAAAAGCUAAUGCUCUCGACGCUGUUGAACGGCUGGGGAGGGGACCAGGGUAAGCUGCUUUUCAUAUGGUUGUCAAUGACUAACCACUCGUGCGACCCAUCUGCAGUCAUGGUCACCGAAGGACAGAGCGACCCUGCAUUGUUGAAAGUGGAAGUGCGGGCUUUGGUCGACUUGAAAGAAGGCGAUGAAGUUACCUUAUGUUAUAUACAUGAUGUGAUGUUGCCACCGAAGGAACGGGCCGCCCACCUCAUGAAAGGUUGGUUCUUCUCCAACGUGACACCGUUGGCAAGUGAUGAGUUCAUCAAUGCAUAUGUGAAAGAAGGCCCCGACACCGACGCUGCAGUGGCAAACAUAAUCGAAGCCAAUGGAUUCGCGAUGAAAGCGUGGGACCUUGGGCAUUCCAGCCAAGAUCCAGUAGCCGCAAGCCGGCACCUGAAGAAUGCUCUAGGUGCUUACCAGCUCGUGUUGAAGUCUGCGUCCGGAGUUUUGCAUUCCGAGCAUGGCUGGGUCUUGAAUGCGCAACGUCGCAUGGCCUCAAUAUUGCUCAGAGAACAGGAGCAGUUUCCAGGCACCGCCGGGGUGGCUCUCAAACUCUGCUCUGCAGUUGCAGCAGGAGAGGAAAAGAUUUAUCGUUUAGGCCGUGUAAGGCUCACAGAAACGCAUAGCAUGGCAGUAGAGGCGGCAGAGCUGUCUGGCGAUAGGCUUGCGGCAGACAUGUGGAAAGCCAAAGUUGCUCAGGGCAAAGCAAUCCGCGGGAUGCGCUACGGCCAGUAAUUGUGAUUGGUACAACGACUUCAUGGACUCGAUGCGGGAGGUGCCCCAUUGGUGUUUGUGUUUUAUUCGUGUUCGUGGUGGCCGAGGCAGGAGGGUGAGCCACCUUCGCUUCCUCCACCAGCAAUCCCCUCGUGCAUGUAGCGCACGAUAAAUAGUCUUGAUGCACGGCGAACGGGCUUGAUGCGGACAGAAGGUCUGAUGGCUGUUUGCGAAGAACUCGAACAUAUUCAGCCGCUUUGCUGAUUAUUGCCACGCGCUACCCCCGACAUGUAUGCAACGAACCGUCUGGAAACAUACGAUACGCUGCUGUCGAACAUUGAGAUCGGUGCAACAAGUGUGUGGGCGCCAAGUGGCCACCAGGAUAAAUUCAGAGAACUCUUGGAGGUGCCUCAGAC
This is a messenger RNA of Prorocentrum cordatum, 1750 nucleotides long. The record is from the annotation of a GenBank genome assembly. NCBI's taxonomy places the organism in Eukaryota, Dinophyceae, Prorocentrales, Prorocentraceae.